Molecule: messenger RNA, 4810 nt
Organism: Dunckerocampus dactyliophorus (ringed pipefish)
Lineage: Eukaryota; Metazoa; Chordata; Actinopteri; Syngnathiformes; Syngnathidae
Gene: golga2
Product: golgin A2
Exons: 29
Coding region: 16-3372 (1118 amino acids)
Biological process (GO): Golgi organization
Cellular component (GO): Golgi cisterna membrane; Golgi cis cisterna; cis-Golgi network
Molecular function (GO): protein binding
Source: RefSeq, a predicted model, not a curated record
GACACGCCACUCAAGAUGAGUGCAAUAAACAGCAGCAGCAGGAUGGCUGACCAGAGCAGGCAAAUAAAACUCGCCGCAGCCAAGAAAAAGCUGAAGGAGUUCCAGCAGAAGAGCUCCCCUGUCAGUGUUGGAGGAGAUAAAGCAGCAGGAGGAGGAGUUGGUGGCGGUGCAGGUGCCAAGAAGAAGAGGAAAGUGAAAGGACUCAACCAGUAUGAUGCACCCUCAAUAGACAGAAGCUCUCCAGACAAUUUUGACAGUAUUCUCAAAACACUUAGCCAAAGCAAUGGAGUAGUCCUGCCCCCCUGUGACAAAAGUCAGACUUUAGCUGACAUGGAGACCAUGGGCUCCUCAGUUCCCUCGCUGACGGAGGACCCAGCGGCUGAGCUUGACCGCAGCUCGCCUGUAUCUAACAUUGCUGCUAGCACUAACACCGCUACUAACCUCCAGAAUGUUAGCCACCAUGCUGACCUGUUACAGGAUUACCCUAAUACCAAUGGCAAUGAGAGUUUAACAGAGGAAAAUAGACCGCUGUCUUCCACAGAGAGCCUGCGACAGCUUUCCCAGCAACUAAAUGGCCUUGUCUCUGAGACAUCUGCUGCUCAUGUGAACGGCGACAGUGCCCCGUCUGUCGGCGAGCGAGAACUGGAGAGUCGGAACCAGGAGCUGGCUGCUGCCCUGGAGUCCAGCAACUUAACAAACUCUCAGCUCAAUACCAAGCUUGACCAGCUGGCCAAACAAUCUCAGGAGCUCACAGAUCAGCUACAGAAGGAGCGAAAAGGAUUUGAACAAAAGUUUUCUAAAGAGCAGGGUGCAAUGCGGGAGCAACUACAGGUUCACAUUCAAACCAUCGGCAUACUGGUGUCUGAGAAAUCUGAGCUUCAGACCGCACUACAGUACACACAACAGGCCGCGCGGCAGAAAGCAGCCGAGGCAGAGGAGCUCAACGGCCGUCUGCAGAUGACAAAGCAGAGAGUGUCGGAGCUAGAGAGAACACUGUCCUCUGUCUCAACACAGCAGAAACAGUUUGAAAAGCACAAUAAAGAGUUAGAAAAAGAGAGAGACACCUUGAGGCUAGAGGUAUUUAGACAAAACAAUUUGAGUGAGGAGUCCAAACAGCAGAGCUCCGAGAUGUCAGAGCAGCUGAGACAGAGAGCACAGGAGACCGGAGCAUUGAGGCUGGAGGUUGAGGAUCUCCGCAAGAGGCUGGAAAUUGCUGACCUCAUGUUGCAGCAGUGCUCCACCCAGUCAGAUCCCAGUAGUGCCAAACAACAAAUCCAGUUAUUGCUUGAGGAGAAACAGCAUCUGGAAGUGCACAAUCACCAGCUGAUGGAGUCAGUUGGCCAGCUGAAGACUGAGAGGGACUGCUAUGCAGUGCAGAUUCAGGAGGAGGGACGUGUUUGGAAAGACAAAACGGAGCAACUGCUUACACAAAUGUCAUUGGUAGCAGAGGAGAGGGACAGAAACAUCAACAGAGUCCAAGAACUUGAAGCUAGCAUCACGGAGCUACAAAAUGCUGCAGCAUUGCUGUCCCAGGAGAGAGAGAAUCGCAGUGCUGCAGAGCCUCAGUCCUCAGAGCCUUCAGAGAGCGAGGUAGCUCUACAGGGGGCCCUCAACACCCUGCAACAAGAAAAAGAAUCUCUGAAUGCACAAUAUCAGUCACAGCUGCGCGACAACGAGCAACUGAGUCGCCUGUGCUCAGAGCAAGAGGCACGUCUGGCAGAUCUGGAGCAGCAGGUGGAGAACCAGAGCCAGGAGGCAGACGACCGCCGCCGCAUGCUGGAGGAUGUGCAGUCAGACAAGGCCACAAUCAGCCGCGCUCUCAACCAGAACCGCACGCUGAAGGACCAGCUGGCUGAGCUGCAGAACGGCUUUGUUAAACUGACAAAUGAGAACAUGGAGCUGGCCAACGCCAUUCAGUCAGAGCAGCAUGUGAAGAAGGAGCUGGCACGUAGGAUGGGGGAGCUUCAGGAGGAGCUGCACAAUGUCAAGGAGCAGCUGGAAUUAAAAUAUAAGGAGGCUCAAGGAUUGGCGGAGCAGAGGGACCAGGUGGCAGCCCACCUGCAGCAGUACUGUGCUGGCUACCAGGCCCUGGCGUCUGAGAGGGAGCAGCUCCAUCGACAGUAUUUGACACAGAGCCAGAUCAUGGAUCAGCUGCAGCAUGACGAAUCCCAGGGCCGUGCUCAGCUGGAAAUGAGCCACAAUCAGCUGAAGCAAGCACAGGAGCAUUUGGAGCAGUUGGUCAAAGAUAACGAGCAUUUGAAGGUUGAGGUGAGGGAACUGCUCAGCAGUUCUGCUCUGGCCAUGACACCAAGAGAUGAAGGAGACGGCGUGGAAAGUCAGUCACCUCAAGAGAGCCUCAACAGAGACUCAACAGAGUCAGCCUCCAUCGUCAUCCCUCAAGACUUUGAGAGCCAGAAAGAGAUGGAAGAGUUCAUCCAGGGUGCGUUGUCUCAGCUGGAGGCAGAGCGAGACGAGGCUAGGAGGCAGCUUAGGGAGGAGCACAGGCUCCACAUGAUGGCAAAGCGCCAGGCCGCCGUGGCUCUCAGCCUGGAGCACCACAGCCACAGCCACCACGAGCAUGAGCACCAUCAUGAUGAACACACUCAGGACCAGCAUAGUCACUGUGAACACAGUCACCAGCAAUCAGGAGGAGUGCCACUGGAAGUUCAUCAGGCGUUACAAACUGCAAUGGAGAAGCUCCAGCAGCGGUUCACCUCCCUCAUGCAGGAGAAGGCUGACCUGAAGGAGCGAGUGGAGGAGCUGGAGCACCGCUGCAUCCAGCUCUCCGGAGAAACAGACACCAUAGGAGAGUACAUUGCCUUGUAUCAGAGCCAAAGAGCCAUCAUGAAGCAGAAGCACCAGGAGAAGGAGCAGUACAUCACCAUGCUGGCUCAGGAUAAAGAAGAGAUGAAGGCAAAGCUUGCAGAGCUGCAGGAUCUGGUCAUGAGGCUGGUGGCCGAGAGGAACGACUGGUACAGCCGAUACACUGGGGCCGUCAACGUGGCCCAGGCGAACCCUGACCUGCUUCCUGUCGGCGAGGACCACAGUCAAGUUACAGAGGGCCAGCAUCAAGCACAUGACGACCUUAAUGCUGUCAGCCAAGCAGAAGCCAUGGAGAUUAUCCCUCUAUCGGAGCCCUCUGCCGCCGCCCAGGAAGCCCCCUCGUCGUCUCACGCCCCUGCCCGAAGCGAGUCCUCGACACUGGCGCCCAAAGAGGACGGCACGGCGCGGCAGAUCAUGCAGCUCCUCCACGAGAUCCAGAACCCGCAGGGGAAGGCGCCGCGGCUGCCCCCCUUCAUGGGCGAGAACCCUUGCAUUCCCUUCUUUUACCGACCCGACGAGCAGGACGAGGUGAAGAUACUGGUGGUAUGAGCUGAGUCAUCACGACAAAAAUGUUAUUUCUUUUCCCUCACACAAAAGUGCAAUAACUCAGCCACAUGUUCUAUUUAGCUUGAAUGUACUCGAAUUGCUGAAUCCACGUGUCAGUUUACCGUCGUCUUGCAUUCUAAAGGCCAAAAUAAGACCACACUUUCUCAAACGCAUCAUCUCAGCCUCUUCCUGGGGUCUUUUUUAACCAUUCAGGCCCUUCUGUUACAUUUUUGCUAGAAUCACUCAGAAACUGGAGUGUGUGAGUGUGUGUGGUUCUCUCUCCUGUAUGAUUUUGUAGAUUGAAUCCUGAAAUAGAAGUUUAACUUGCACUAAAACUGUUAAUGUACAAAGCUUUUCACAACUACAGCGGUGGGAUCGAUGAAGCUGCUCUUUUGGGAGGCCGAGGGUCCCGAUUUAAAGAAGGAAAGAGGAUGCAAGUGUGUGUGAUGGAUGUAAAUAUUGCAAUCAUGAACGCUCCCGUGGGACCAAUCCACAUAAUACAUUUUCCGCACCAAAUUCCCCAACCUCAAAUUUGGCAUCACACAUGAAAAUGUUCCCUUUUCUUAAUGUAGUUUUGCAUGGGAAUUCAUAGUUUGACUUGUAAAAACACACAACACACGUGAAAUGAUUUGUUUUAAUUGUAAUACACUCCUGAGCAAAAAUUUAAGACCAGUUGAAAAAUUGCAAGAAUUGACAUUUUGCACUGUUAGGUUAUAAGUAGAGUUUCGAAAUGCAAAAAGAGGAAAUGGGAAUGAGACUGAAAAUGUUUUGAGUAAACAAUUUAUUGCAAACAACCAUAAAAGUGAAACAGGCUGCUCGUCAAAACUUUAAGAUUUGGACUUUUAAACACUGCGAUCUUUUGAUCAGCUAUUUCACUUUAAUGAUUGUUUGCAAUAAAUUGCUUAUGCAACCUUUUUUUUUUUUGUCUUUUUGCAUUUGAAGCUUACUACUUAGAACCUUCUUAAUAUCCAACAGUGCAAAAUGGAAAUUCAACACAUUUGAAUCAUGAUGACUGCCCCCUUUUAAAGCUGAGGCACUUCAAAUAAAACAACCUACAGUAUAAUUGAAUAUUUCCAUCUUAAAAACAUUUAGUCACUGUGUGAUUGACUGCAAUGGACAGAGAGCAUAUACUGUACAAGAAGGUGGUGUGUAUAUACUGUAAGUGUGUAUCAUAUUGUAUAUUCUGCUGGUUGUGUAAGUGUGUGUAUGUGGGAGACGGUUACUGACUGGCUGUGAUUUACUACAAAGAAUGACUAAAAAGAGAGGACAGAUACUAUUUAUUAUUAUUAUUAUUAUUAUUAUUAUUUGGAAUGAUUUAGUGUCUCAACCAAUCAGUUUAAGGAGUGAAAUGAAGGAUGGCUCAAGUGAAAUAGUUGAUUUGUUGGCAGGAGCUUUGAUCCCCCCCCCCUCCCUCAACUGAAUAAAAAAAGAUUGAGCAACA